UAUCAAACUCUGCAUGAUCAAAUUUGUGAACAAACGAGAACAUCGCCAUCAUAUUAAUGUAUAAACUUGAAUGCUCGUCUUAUACACUCAGUUUCACUUCCUGCUUGUUUUAAUUUUCUAAUGCUGCGUGCUGUUCGUUUUUAUACACUUGCUUUAAUUUUCUCGAAACCUUAUGUGUAAUUAUUGAAGCUCCCUUUUCACUUUAUAACGAACAAAAAUAAGUAGAGAUUCAAAGUCGAUAAUAUUAGUAGAAGAAAAAGAAGCCAUGAUGCCUACAUCUUCCUCUGUUUCCAUGCCUUUAUUUCCUCAGUUGGCAGAAAUGAGCGAAGAGGACAAAUUAAGAUUGGUCGCACGGUAUUUACCAUGCGAUGUUUGCCCGACAUCGUCCUCAUCAGCCUGCAGAGGUUGGCGACCGAAAAGUGAUAGCAGCAAGGUCGGUCGCGAGAAAGGUUGUCGUUGUGGCCAUGACUUUGAACAUCAUGUAGAUAAGGGUCAAGACCUUAACAGACGGCUAAAAGUCGCACUUCGAUUGAAUGAGCUAUUGGAAGAAAAAGGACAAACAGAAGAUUAUGAAGACGAAGAUAUUACUUCUUUGAAAAAGUAAAAUGAGAAUAAAGCCAUGAUAAUGCAUUGUUCGUUUCUCAAACUCAAACCCAUAUC
Mycotypha africana is the source of this 660-nucleotide messenger RNA. RefSeq lists its product as uncharacterized. The record is from RefSeq and is a predicted model, not a curated record. Bases 266 to 604 code for a protein of 112 amino acids. The transcript has 2 exons. NCBI's taxonomy places the organism in Eukaryota, Fungi, Mucoromycota, Mucoromycetes, Mucorales, Mycotyphaceae.